AUGAACUCGUUCAUGAGCGUGCGGGACACAAGCCGCUUCAUCGAAAAGACGACGACAGGUCUGACCCCGCUGAUGCUCGCCGCCAGAGAUGAGAACCUGGAAAACUGCCUCAUCCUUUUGAAAAGCGGAGAAAGUGCUGAGGCGAGGACAAAAUUCGGCGUGACGCCACUUCACUUCGCGGCCUUGAACAUAGAAAACGGAAUCGAAAUCGCGUGGCACCUCGCAAACCAAGAGAAACUAGACGUGAAGGAAAAGGACGAGGACGGCGAGGAAGCUAUUUUCUACGCGGUCAGGAAGGGAAACUUCAGGAUGGCGCGGACCCUGCUAGAGCUGCGAGAAAAGAUUAACAACAAUCUCUUGCAUUUCUUUAUUAAUCAAAACAGAUUUGACGUCGCUAAGAUAAUUCACGAGUGGAACCCGAAUUUAAUUAAAGAGGUCGACUCAGAUAGGAGAAAUGCCCUCCACCUGGCAGCCCAGUACGCCGACCUGAGAGUCUGCAAGUGGCUCAUCGCUCAGGGCAUCGAUGUAGCGUCCAAGAGCUGUUUCGGGACGGCCUUGCACCGCGCGCCGUUUAAUAAAAACCAUGGAAUGGAAUUAGUUCAUUUUUUCGUCUCAAAUAACCUAGACUUGAACGAAAAAUCAAAGUUCGGAUUCGUGCCUUUGGACGCAGCUCUUGCAGCGGAAAAUAUUGACAUUGCUCGCGAGUUGCUGACUCUCGGCGCCUCUUUGAACAUAAAGGACCACAAUUUUUUGCAUUAUUGCGUAUUUCUCAACAAGCUUAUAAGCGCCAGGUUCAUUCACGAAUUAGAUAAAACCCUGAUCAGAUGCAAAGACGCGAGCGAGCGAGAUGCACUUCACUUAGCGGCGGAAUUUGCUGAUCUAGAAAUGUGCCGCUGGCUCGUGGAAACCGGCGUCCCAGUCGAUUCUUUGAAUGGAGAUCGUCAAACCUCAGUUUUGCAUCUCGUCGGUCUCAAUUCGAAUCACGGAACUCAACUCGUGGGCUAUUUUUUCAAUUUGGGGCUUGACAUCAACGAGAAGGACUACUUUGGCUUUGUGGGUUACUCGGUUCGAGCCAAAAGGAAAUGCAUCUAG
This is a messenger RNA of Cloeon dipterum, 1092 nucleotides long. Its product is annotated as alpha-latrocrustotoxin-Lt1a-like. The transcript has a single exon. The record is from RefSeq and is a predicted model, not a curated record. Gene Ontology annotation, molecular function: protein binding. The coding region runs from base 1 to 1092 and encodes 363 amino acids. Lineage: Eukaryota; Metazoa; Arthropoda; Insecta; Ephemeroptera; Baetidae.